UCAUCCCUUCACAGCCAUAGUUCCUUCCCACAGUCCCUUGAUCCUUAACCUAAACAUCCCACGCUCAUAUUAGCACUCACCAACACCUCUUUAACAAAUACACACACAAUGAGUUCUGAUGCGCUAACUUACGCUGGGUAUGAAGAGCCUCAUUUUCUUGAAGCUUGUACUCUUUGCUCUAAGCCUUUGGGUCACAACAGUGACAUAUUCAUGUACAGAGGGAACACACCAUUUUGUAGCCAAGAAUGCAGGCAAGAACAGAUUGAAAAUGAUGAAGCAAGAGAGAGGAGAUGGAAGGUUUCAUCCAAGAAAUCAGCAGAGACUUCCAACAAGUCUGCAACUGUGCAAACUGGAACUCUUGUUGCAUCCAAUUAGCCAAAUUUUAUAAAAUAUUAUGUGAAAUUACAUAAUUACCCCUCUCUGAUAAACAAUAUAUGAGGGGAGGGGGGUGUAUGGGUAACUUGUAAUUUUGUAUAGAAGUUAAUGGUGGGGUGUCACAAUGCUUGAUGGCGAUGAUAAAGGGGAAAAGACAUAGAUACCCUUUGAGAUAAAUUUUGGUCUUUUGUUUUUUCCUUUUUUUCUUGUGAUGAUUUUCUUUUUGGGUUUUUGGGUUUUUGCAACCUUCAUGUCUUUGGGUUUUUAUGUUCUAUAAUGAAAAUACCCAACUUGAUCAUGUUUGGAGAUAUACGGUAAAUUUUUAGUAGUGAUGGAUCUA
Molecule: messenger RNA, 715 nt
Organism: Helianthus annuus (common sunflower)
Lineage: Eukaryota; Viridiplantae; Streptophyta; Magnoliopsida; Asterales; Asteraceae
Product: FCS-Like Zinc finger 3
Exons: 2
Coding region: 109-375 (88 amino acids)
Biological process (GO): regulation of DNA-templated transcription
Molecular function (GO): zinc ion binding
Source: RefSeq, a predicted model, not a curated record